Molecule: messenger RNA, 1263 nt
Organism: Vigna radiata var. radiata (mung bean)
Lineage: Eukaryota; Viridiplantae; Streptophyta; Magnoliopsida; Fabales; Fabaceae
Product: B3 domain-containing transcription factor VRN1-like
Exons: 5
Coding region: 9-1181 (390 amino acids)
Molecular function (GO): DNA binding
Source: RefSeq, a predicted model, not a curated record
GGCAAGGAAUGACAAAUCCUGUUACCUUAAGUCUUCCAAAUGGCACCAAGAACAAAGUGCAUUGGGUGAAUAAGGAUGGUGAUGUUUGGCUUUGCAAUGGUUGGAAAGAGUUUGCAGAAUACACCAAGUUGGAUGUGUCACAUUUUUUAGUGUUUCGAUACGAAGGAAAUUCUUGCUUUAACGUGAUUAUUUUUGGAAAAAGUGCUUUAGAAAUAGAAUACCCAUUAAGCAGGGAAGCUGCUAAUGAAAAAGUGGAAGAAAUUAUCGAAGGAGGUGAGUUUUCUGCAAAAUUCAGUGAAAAGGGAAGUAAAAGACCAAAAGAAGAACCUCAAGAAAAAGAAGAACAAAAACCUAAGAAAUAUUCUAAAAAUAGAGCAUGUUCUGAUUAUUCCAAGCACAUGAAUAAUGAUGGAAGUAGUGAAAGAGAGAAGAAAGUGAGACUCUUUCAGGAGAAGGUGAAGGAGAUGUUCAACUCUAAGAAUAAUCACUUCACAAGUAUUAUACGAAAAUCAUACACUGAGAGAAAUCUUCUGAUCAUACCAGCUGAAUUUUCCAAACAUUAUCUACACAAGGAAGGACUUGCUACACUUUUUGUUGAAGAUGGCAGAACUUGGGAGGUUGAGACAAAGCUGAAUUUCUUUGGACAAUUAACAUUUUCUAGUGGCUGGAGGAAGUUUUUGUUGGACAAUAAAUUGAAAGUUGAUGAUGUUUGUGUUUUUGAGUUAUUAGAGAAUCCACAAUUUUUAUUCAAGGUUACUAUAUAUCCUCUGCAAGAGGACGACUCCACCACACCACUCUUCAAAGGCCAAAAAGGAGUUUCUCAUUUGCCUUCUUCAUCCCUUAAAACUCCUAUGACCACUCAAGCAAGGACACCAAAGCCUAAUGAUGAUCUCUUCAUCUGCAUCAAGUCAGAAUUUCCGACAAUACCAUAUGAAUAUGCGAAGAAGUUUGCUGAGGAACAUGGAAGAUUUGUAACUUUUCGUGUUGGGGAUAAAUCGUGGCAAGUAAAGUUUUUGUUUUAUGAAAAAAGUCACUAUGGUAGAUUCUCUCGUGGGUGGCAUGAUUUUGCUAGGGAUUGCGACUUGAAAAUGGGAGAUGCUUGUAUCUUUAGGAUGGUAGAUCAGGAAAAUCUUGUGUUCAAUGUUUCAUGUUUAAAAGUAAAUAAAUCACCAGGAUCCUAAGAAAAGAGAGAUAAAAGAGUAAUCAUGGUGUUAAAAAAUAACUUUUAUUAGUAAAUAAACACAAUUAAUUAUCUUAAAGCUU